AUGGACAAACACGAGACCACCACCUCUCCGGCCCAUGAUGAAAACGCCAUCACUCCUGCUGCGGACCGCGUGCCAGAGCAUCAUGUCGACCACGACAAGGAGACCGCCGAGUAUGCUGGACGCGAGGCCAUCUAUGUCGACGAAGAGACCAACAAGAGACUGUUCUGGACGGUCAACCGACGCAUCCUAGCUUGCAUGCUUGGUACUUAUUUUUGCCAAUCUCUUGAUAAAGGAACCCUGGGCUUUGCGUCCGUCAUGGGCAUCCAGAAAGACGCCCAUCUUCAUGGUCAACAAUACAGCUGGCUGGGAACAAUCCUCUACAUGGGAGUCUUGGUGGGCGAGUACCCUACCAAUCUUCUCCUCCAGAAGCUCCCCGUUGCAAAGUAUCUUGCAGUCAACGUGUUCUGUUGGGGUGCCAUCGUGGCUUGUUCGGCUGCCGCCAAGAAUUUCGGUGCUCUCAUGACCGUUAGAUUCCUAUUGGGAGUUUUCGAGUCUUGUGUUCAGCCAUCUUUUAUUAUCAUGACGUCCAUGUGGUAUACUAAGCGAGAGCAAUCCGUCCUGACAUCCCUGUGGUAUUGCAUGACGGGUGUGCAACUAAUGGUCGGAGGCAUCAUUGCCUGGGGCACAUCACACUACAAAGACCACGCCAUCUACUCAUGGCAGCUUCUUUUCCUCGUGCUUGGAUGCGCGACAUGCGUUUGGGCUUGCUUCAUUGGCUGGUGGCUCCCUGACAGCCCAGUCCGAGCCAAGUGCUUCACCGAAGACGAAAAGCGCUUGAUGAUCGAGAGAGUCCGUGCCAAUGAGACAGGAAUCCAAAACAAAACAUACAAACGAUACCAGAUGCUCGAGGCCGUCACGGAUCCUAUCAUCUGGUGCUAUGUAUUGCUCCAGAUCACUUCAACGCUUGUCAUUGGUGGCUUGGGUGUUUUCUCCAAUCUGAUUAUCUCUUCCUUUGGCUUCACAUAUCUCCAGACUCAGCUGUUGAACAUUGCUCAGGGCGCAGUAACCAUUAUAGUGAUGGUGGGCGGUGCUUCACUCGCAACUUGGACUAGGCAGACGGCCUGGGUAAUGCAUGCUUGGACUAUUCCUCCCAUUAUUGGAACGGCGGUUAUCUACAGUAUUCAGCCCACACAUUCUACCCGGAUUGGUCUGCUCAUUGCUUUCUAUUGCACUCAAUUCUACCUGGCAGAAGGUAAUCUCAUCUUCUCUCUCAUCUCACGAAAUGUUGCCGGCCAGACCAAGAAGUCAACUACGCUGGCCAUUACCUUCGUCGCAUGGGCAGCAGGGAAUAUGACUGCACCGCAAAGCAGCGAUGCUCCACGCUACCGCAAGGGAUUUACCGCGCACUUCUGCCUUUACGUGUUGUUUAACAUCAUUCUAGCCAUACUGAGGAUUCUUCUAACCCGACGCAACAAGGCCAAGCGCGCCGCCGCCGCUGCCGCAUUGGUUGUCGAAGCUUCCGCGACUGAUCUGAACAAGGUGGAUGAGAAGAUCUCGCACUCUCAUGCAUUUGAGGAUCUGACGGACAAGGAGAAUCCUGAUUUCCGUUACGACUUCUAG
Phaeoacremonium minimum UCRPA7 is the source of this 1560-nucleotide messenger RNA. RefSeq names its product putative allantoate permease protein. NCBI's taxonomy places the organism in Eukaryota, Fungi, Ascomycota, Sordariomycetes, Togniniales, Togniniaceae. The coding region runs from base 1 to 1560 and encodes 519 amino acids. The transcript is spliced from 8 exons. Gene Ontology annotation, biological process: transmembrane transport. The record is from RefSeq and is a predicted model, not a curated record. Gene Ontology annotation, molecular function: transmembrane transporter activity. Gene Ontology annotation, cellular component: membrane.